Molecule: messenger RNA, 1740 nt
Organism: Procambarus clarkii (red swamp crayfish)
Lineage: Eukaryota; Metazoa; Arthropoda; Malacostraca; Decapoda; Cambaridae
Source: RefSeq, a predicted model, not a curated record
AUGCUUUCAUCGUUGCUUUCACCGCCGCCUCCGUUGCUUUCACCGCCGCCUCCGUUGCUUUCACCGCCGCCUCCGUUGCUUUCACCGCCGCCUCCGUGCUUUCACCGCCGCCUCCGUGCUUUCACCGCCGCCUCCGUUGCUUUCACCGCCGCCUCCGUGCUUUCACCUCCGCCUCCGUUGCUUUCACCGCCGCCUCCGUGCUUUCGCCGCCGCCUCCGUGCUUUCACCGCCGCCUCCGUUGCUUUCACCGCCGCCUCCAUGCUUUCACCGUUGCUUUCACCGCCGCCUCCGUUGCUUUCACCGCCGCCUUCGUUGCUUUCACAGCCGCCUCCGUGCUUUCACCUUACCGUCACCGCUACAAUCACCGUCACUGCUACAGUCACCGUCACCGCUACAGUCACCGUCACUGCUACAAUCGCUGCCGCCGCUACAGUCACCGUCACCGCUACAAUCACCGCCGCCGCUACAGUCACCGUCACCGCUACAGUCACCGUCACUGCUACAAUCACUGCCGCCGCUAGUCACCGUCACCGCUACAAUCACUGCCGCCGCUACAGUCACCGUCGCCGCUACAAUCACUGCCGCCUCACCGUCACCACUACAGUCACCGUCACCGCUACAGUCACCGUCACCGCUACAGUCACCGUCACCGCUACAGUCACCGUCACCGCUACAAUCACCGUCACAGUUACAGUCACCGUCACCGCAACAGUCACCGUCACCACUACAGUCACCGUCACCGCUACAAUCACUAUCGGCGCUACAGUCAGCGUCACCGCAACAGUCACCGUCACCGCUACAGUCACCGUCACCACUACAGUCACCGUCACAGUUACAGUCACCGUCACCGCUACAAUCACUGCCGCCGCUACAGUCACCGUCACCGCUACAGUCACCGUCACCGCUACAGUCACCGUCACCACUACAGUCACCGUCACAGUUACAGUCACCGUCACUGCUACAAUCACUGCCGCCGCUACAGUCACCGUCACCGCUACAAUCACUAUCGGCGCUACAGUCAGCGUCACCGCAACAGUCACCGCUACAGUCACCGUCACCACUACAGUCACCGUCACAGUCACCGUCACCGCUACAAUCACUGCCGCCGCUACAGUCACCGUCACCGCUACAGUCACCGUCACCGCUACAGUCACCGUCACCACUACAGUCACCGUCACAGUUACAGUCACCGUCACUGCUACAAUCACUGCCGCCGCUACAGUCACCGUCACCACUACAGUCACCGUCACCGCUACAAUCACUGCCGCCGCUACAGUCACCGUCACCGCUACAAUCACUGCCGCCGUUACAGUCACCGUCACCGCUACAGUCACCGUAACCGCUACAAUCACUACCGGCGCUACAGUCACCGUCACCGCUACAAUCACUGCCGCCGCUACAGUCACCGUUACCGCUACAAUCACUGCCGCCGCUACAGUCACCGUCACCGCUACAAUCACUGCCGCCGUUACAGUCACCGUCACCGCUACAGUCACCGUCACCGCUACAAUCACUAUCGGCGCUACAGUCACCGUCACCGCUACAAUCACUGCCGCCGCUCCAGUCACCGUUACCGCUACAAUCACUGCCGCCGCUACAGUCACCGUCACCGCUACAAUCACUGCCGCCGUUACAGUCACCGUCACCGCUACAGUCACCGUAACCGCUACAAUCACUACCGGCGCUACAGUCACCGUCACCGCUACAAUCACCAUCACCACUAAUCACCGUCACCACUAA